Vespa velutina is the source of this 2286-nucleotide messenger RNA. It is a transcript of the gene SpdS, whose product is annotated as spermidine synthase. Bases 1312 to 2190 code for a protein of 292 amino acids. The record is from RefSeq and is a predicted model, not a curated record. Gene Ontology annotation, molecular function: spermidine synthase activity. Lineage: Eukaryota; Metazoa; Arthropoda; Insecta; Hymenoptera; Vespidae. Gene Ontology annotation, biological process: spermidine biosynthetic process. The transcript is spliced from 6 exons. Gene Ontology annotation, cellular component: cytosol.
AAAAUACAUUUACAUAAGAAAAUUAUAUCUCGAAUCUUGUAUCCCGGGGAUAAAAAAAAAAAAAAAAGAAAGAAAAGAAAAAGAAAUGAAAUAUUGUAUUAACGAUUAUGUAAAGAAAAUAAAGAUAGUUCUUCUUUUGCGUGAAAGAAAUGUUUCCGAUGUAAAAAAAAAAAAAGAAAAAAAAAAAAAAGAAAGAAAAAAAAUUAUCAUCGAACGUUCUUCAUGACCGUAUCAAUUCUUUCCUUUUUCUUUUUCUUUUUUUUUUUUUCUUCAUGUUUGUUUCAAUAACAAAUUUAACAAAGAAUUAUUAAAUACACAAAAUCCGAAUAAAUUGAUUGUUGGAUAUUAAAAACGAAUGAGAUGAUUUUUUCCUUUUUUCUUUUUUUUUUUUUAAAUUCAAUACCGAUUGUUCGUCGACAAUACAAAAAAAAAAAAAAGAAAAGAAACAAAAUUCACAAUAAACCAUUAACAAUCUGACAUUGUUAUUAAUUUAAUUACGCGAUAUUUAAAUUAUAACAAUUGAUACACAGAGGAUACAUAUAUAUAUAUAUAUAUAUAUAUAUAUAUAUAUAUAUAUGCAUAUAUGUAUUUGACAAUGUGUAAUGUCCCCCUUUUAAUAAAGUCGAUAUCCUUAUUAGUCAUAUUGUCGAUUGGUAGUUAGAAGAAAAAGGAAUAUAUUCGGUUUAUAAAUGGUUACAAGGUUCAAAUGUACGACGACCCGAUGACGCUAUAUCUUUACAUUACCAUUCCUUUGUUAUCUCGUUUAUGCUUGAACCAUCAUUAUCACGGAGCAAGCUGAGCCGAUAACAACUCUACUACUCAAGGCAUUAAUGUUGAGAAAGUGCUGCCACUUAAAGUGCCGUUACUUGUACAUACGUCCGUUAGUCUACUACGGAGCUCCAAUCCUGCUUGCCAACGUGCUCUCAUCUUUUAGUACGUAUUUAACAUUAGAAUGCAUUAUAACAUAAUUACGUAUAAUAAUAUUAUUACAAUAAUAUAAUUAUAUUGAUAUUGUAUAACGCGAAUGGUGCUUAACGUUUACAAAUUUUAUUUCAUUAAUUAUCAUCUAAUUAAUAUUUUUUAACACAAUAUAUACGACCUUAUAUAUAUAUGUAUAUACGUAUGUAUACAUAUGUAUACAUAUGCUCGUGUUAUAUAUGUCGGAUUGGCUAAUAAGUGAUAUUGAAAUUUAUCGAUAUAAAAUAAGAAAAGAAAAAAAAAAAAAAAGAAAACGAGAAAAGAAAUAGUAUUAGCAUUGUACAUUCAGAUUCGAAUUCUGCCGAAGAACAUCGUGCCCAUCUUGAAGAGAUUAUGGAUGCGAUGAAGACCGGCUGGUUCAGCGAGAUAAACGACUUUUGGCCUGGUGUAUCACUGUCCCUCGAACUUGAAGACACGUUACAUCGAGAAAAAUCAAAAUACCAGGACGUUUUAGUGGUGCAAACAAAAACCUAUGGGAAAGCAUUGAUACUCGAUGGUAUUAUCCAGUGUACGGAAAAGGAUGAAUUCGCUUAUCAGGAGAUGAUAGCGUUUUUGCCAUUAUGCAGUCAUCCUAAUCCAAAGAAUGUUUUAAUAGUAGGUGGUGGUGACGGUGGAGUGGCACGUGAGGUUGCAAAACAUCCUAACGUUGAAAGAAUCGUACAAGUUGAGAUCGAUUCGACGGUACUUGAAGUAUCGAAAAAAUAUUUGCCAUUUAUGGGGGUUGGCCUGGAUAAUCCAAAGGUCACGUUAAACGUCGGUGACGGAUUCGAAUUUAUGAAGCAACAUACGAAAGAAUUCGACGUUAUCAUUACGGAUAGCAGCGAUCCAAUUGGUCCCGCGGAGUGUCUCUUUCAAGAAUCGUAUUUCAAUUUAAUGAAGACAGCAUUAAAACCCGGUGGCAUUGUUUGUAGUCAAGCUGGUACAGCAUGGAUGAACUUGGAUCAUGUAGUUAAAACUUUUCAACAUUGUAAAUCUUCCUUCGUUGUUGUUGAUUAUGGUAUCACGUCUGUUCCAUCCUAUCCAACCGGACAAAUUGGUUUUGUAUUGGGUGGACUUUCUACGGAAACCAAUUUUAAGGUACCAAUGAGGAUAUUCACGGACGAGGAAUUGGAUAAUAUGAAUUUAAGGUAUUACAGUGCUGAAGUACACAAUGCAGCGUUCGUAUUGCCGAGGUUCGUAGAAAAGGCAUUGAAAUCUUACAGGACAACGUGAAAAGGACAUCUACUUUUGACUUACUAUUCUUCUUCUUCUUUUUUGUUUUUUUUUUUUUUUUUUUUUUUUUCUAUUGCUCACAAAUUUAUUUUCUAU